GGUACUUUGGGGACGACAUCCUGUGUCACUUCUGUGCCAGUAUGAUCAGUGGUCUGGUUACAACAGCAGCGUCCAUGCCUGUUGACAUCGUCAAGACCAGGACGUGUUGGUGCGAGUGGUGGGGAAGGAGGGCUUCUUCUCUCUGUGGAAGGGCUUCACACCAUACUACGCUCGCCUUGGCCCUCACACCGUCCUCACCUUCAUCUUCCUCGAGCAGAUGAACCGCCUCUACAAGACCUACGUGUUGGACCGCUGACACACACACUGUAACACACACCAACACGCACUGUAACACACACACACCAACACAAACUGUAACACACAGUUUUUGUAAAAGAUGUAAAAUAGCUUCAAUCCAGGUGUUGUUUUGAUUCCUGCUGUUAAUAAAGUCUUAUUGUAGGACUGACUCCGCCCCAUCAUGUUCUCACCUGGUUACCAUGGUAACAGACUGAUAAUAAACAGUUUGUAAUCUUA
Messenger RNA from Austrofundulus limnaeus, 474 nucleotides. It is a transcript of the gene slc25a11, whose product is annotated as solute carrier family 25 member 11. NCBI's taxonomy places the organism in Eukaryota, Metazoa, Chordata, Actinopteri, Cyprinodontiformes, Rivulidae. The record is from RefSeq and is a predicted model, not a curated record. Gene Ontology annotation, biological process: transmembrane transport.